AUGCCAGCUGAGCUCUCGACCGAGUUCACCCUCCCUACCACACUUGGCACCUUUCAAAAGUACCUUCACUCUGGUCUUGUUCGUCGUCGUCGGCAGGUUGAGUUUGAUACUUCGAAUGUGCCGUACUUGCUCUCGUCUUAUGUCGAUCCCAUCACAUCGCUGACCGAGGUGCGCUCGGCGCGGAUGGUUGGCCCAGGCGUGUUGCGGAUCGAUACUGUGCUGGACAUUCCUCCCGAGUCCAAGCUUGCUGGCGCAGUCGAGUGCUCCAUGGAGCUGGUGGCGACUCAGACGGGCGAUGAGCAGCUGCAUGUUACUGUCGCGGUCCACGUCACCAUCAACGCCUCGUACCUUGUCCGUACAUCGGUAGAGUCGCUCAUCUCAUCGGCUGGCGCAGCUGGCUUCAACCGAUGGGCCGCUCGUGCGGUCAACGACUUUCACUCGUACCUCGCCGAAGCGCGCCUGCGCGCGCCCGACACCCCGACUUUGCCGCCGGCUGUCUCUGAAGACGACGACCUCGGCUCGGACGAGUUCUACGACACCUUUGAGACUGCUCCACUAGGCGUCGAACUGGCAAGCCUUGCCGAGCGCAUCGAGGAUGUUCUCCGCGGCAUCCACGCCAUCGAGUCGCGCGUCUCCUCGCUCGAGUCGGCCUGUGUUGAUUUGCGGCUCUCGUUUGUGUGUGAGGUGCUUGCAGCAGACUCAUUUGUGUCCAUUCCGCUGCUCGAGUCUGGUGCAACACUGCUCGAUUGGGAGGCAAAGUACUCUGCGUCGCUUUUUGCUGACGGAGGCGAUUCAAGCUCGGAUGUGGAGGGUAAGAGCGGCGGUGGUGGUGCCAGCGACGGCGAGGUCAGCGAUCGGGCGCCGUCGUUCUCGCUUGCCGGCAGCUCGUACAACCUCAUUGCUCGCCCAGGUGCGUCUGGCCGCUACGUCGUCGACGUCCACGCCCAGAUCGGCUACGCCAACCAGCACGCCAACUCGGUUGCCGUGCAGAUUCCUCUGGCCACCCGCGGCGAGCUCGAGUUCACUGUCCCGCGCCCGGACGUCAUUGUCUCGUGUGAAAAGGUGCUUGUGGGGACGACGACCAAGACUGAGUCAUCGACUACGCUCCACGCCUCCAUUCCGCCGCUCGGCCUGGCCUCGCACCGUGCGCUCACCAUCCAGUGGCAGCUCGAUGACGGCCCACGCAAGGCUGCCGCCGCGGCCCGUGCCAAGGCCAAGGCCGAGGCCCGCGCCAAGGCCGAGGCCGCUGCCAAGGCCGCCCUCACUGUCGACGUUGCUGCGUCGAGCGGCGGGCCCGACUCCAACGCUGCCAAGGCUGCCCAAGAGGAGCCGGUCGUUGUCCUCACCCAGCACGUCAGCAUUGGCAUCGGCGAGGGUGUGCUCUCGAUUGUGGGUAGGUUCUCGUACUCGCUCGUCAACGCACUCCGCGACACCUUUGACAUCAAGCUUCCGGACGGCAUCCGCAUCCUGGACGUGUCGGACGUUGCGUCGUCGCCGAUCAUCAAGUCGUGGGAGGUGCUCUCGGCCGAAGAGGCACUUGCGUCGGGCGUGGUGCCGUCGUCGGGCGUGACGCUGGAGAAGCUACUCGGCAAGUCGGCGGACGCGCUAGGCGUCCGCGUCCUUCGUAUUCGCACCCAGUAUGCGCUCGAAGCCUCGUUUGCGUUUGCGCUCCUCGCCGAGAUCGAGCUCGGCGCCACGUCGGCGGAUCUCGACUGCCCGGCUUUCCGCGCUGUCGGUGUCUCGCGCGAAAAGGGCUUUAUUGGCGCCGGGCCCAAGACCAAUGUCGAGCUCGAGGAGGUCUCGCGCCGCGGCACCGGCUUCUCGCGCAUCGAUGUCAAGGAGCUCUCUGCUCCGGUCCGCGCCGACAGUGUCCGCCACGUCCUUGCCUACAAGUUCCUGCACUCGGGCUACAAGCUCGAGCUGCGGGUGACCAAGCACGCCGACGUCGCUGUCCUUGUUGCCGCUGUCGACGCGGCCGUCUACGACGUCAUUGUCACGCCCGAGGGCAAGCACGUGGUCCAGGCCAAGAUGCGCAUCCGCAACACCGAGCGCCAGUUCCUCCGAGUCCACCUCCCACCUGGCGCCACUGUCUGGUCGACCUCGGUGGCGUACACGCCCAUCAAGCCGGCGAUCGACGACAGCGGCCUGCUCAUGAUCCCGCUAGCCAAUGCGUCUGACACGUCCUUCGACGUCAUCGUUACCUACGUCACCAUUGUCCCUACCGCCGCCCUUGUCGGCAGCGGUACUAUCGACGUCGUGCUCCCAGUCCUCGACCUGGCCAUCUCGCACGUCUUUGUCCAGCUUCAGCUUCCGACCCACGAGCACAAGUUUGAGGCCGUGUCCGGCGCUGCUUUUCGUUGCGUCGACAGGUUCUCUGCCCAGCCGCCGGCCUUUUCUCCGCCGCAUCGUGCGCCAGUCCAGUCACGUGCGCCCUCGCGCCCGGUCCGCCGCCAGCGCCCGGCCGCCUCUAACCGUCUCGCCAUGCGCCGCCGCUCCAUCUCGUGCCUCGAGUCGUCGGCCUCAUCGAUGGACUCGAUGUCCGAGGAGUUUGACGAAGACGACGACGAGGACGACGUCUGCGACUUUGACUCGGCCGACCACGCGGUCAAGGGAAAGGACGCGGUGACCGUAACCGCUACCGGGGCCGGGGCGUCUUCUACCGGCGCCAUUCCGGUCGAGAUCCAUCUCCCGCGCAUCGAUAACUCGGUAGUCGAGACCUUCCGCUUUGAGCGCCUCCUCCUCUCGGCGUCCGAGGCGCUGCCGCCGGCCUCGAUCUCGUUUACUCGCAAGUAG
This is a messenger RNA of Thecamonas trahens ATCC 50062, 2793 nucleotides long. RefSeq lists its product as uncharacterized. The transcript has 3 exons. NCBI's taxonomy places the organism in Eukaryota, Apusomonadida, Apusomonadidae. The coding region runs from base 1 to 2793 and encodes 930 amino acids. The record is from RefSeq and is a predicted model, not a curated record.